AGGUUUACAAAAAUAAAAAAAGUGAAAACAGUUUGCUUAAUAAAUCAAUUUUGAUCAUAUAAUAGCAAAAAUGAGUGCUGUUGAUGAGAUUAUUAAUUAUAAGCGUUCUGAAGAUGAAGAUUUUUAUAAAUUACUUGGUUGCGAUGAAAAUUCAACUGUUGAGCAAAUAACUGCUGAAUAUAAAAAUUUGGCCUUACAAUAUCACCCCGAUAAAAACGCUGGCAAUAAAGAAGCAGAGGAAAAGUUUCAAAAAUUAAAAGAGGCAAAAGAAAUACUUUGUGACCCCGAAAAACGUUGUAACUAUGAUAAAUGGCGUAACAGUGGUAUUGCAAUCAGUUACAAACAAUGGGUCAGCAUGAAGGAUCACGUACAUCAGUCAAUGCAUUGGACAAAUCCAAAGACAAAAGAUCGCAUGUUGACAGAAGGUGGAUCAGGGCCAUCUAGUUUAGGUGCUGGUAAUAUUACAGCAGCACAACGACGUGCAUCUGAAGGUGGUGCAAAUUUGCAUUGGGGUGGAAAAACAGGUGUAUGGGGUACUGAAGCACCAAGUGAAGUUGUCAGUAAAUUUCGUAAUUAUGAAAUCUAAAUCAAUUACCAAAUCUAUGUCAUGAAAUCCAAAAAUGUUAAAUCUGAAAUUAAUUGGGUCUUAAAAUUUUUAAAACACAAAAUUUGAGAAUUUAUAUUCUUUAAAGA
Molecule: messenger RNA, 693 nt
Organism: Chrysoperla carnea
Lineage: Eukaryota; Metazoa; Arthropoda; Insecta; Neuroptera; Chrysopidae
Gene: jdp
Product: J domain-containing protein
Exons: 3
Coding region: 71-586 (171 amino acids)
Cellular component (GO): cytoplasm
Source: RefSeq, a predicted model, not a curated record